UAUUCUAGAUUUUUCACGUGAACCUCACAAGCCAUCGCGUGCCUUAUGGCGCUAGGUAGGUGAAGUUUAUUGCAUCGUUCAUUCGCUCAGCUGUUACGAUUUUGCCUUGUGUUGAGAGUAGGCAUGACUUUGUUAUGAGAGCGGUACGAGAUGCCACUGCGCAGAAAUAUCAAAGAAGACAGUUUUUGUGUUAUGAUCAUCUUUUACCCACGUUUUUUUGUAGUGCUCCAGCCAAAAACAUUGGGGCCAAGUCAACAUUGGGGGGCCCAACUCAACAUCGGGAGGCCAGGGCCCUGAUAAAAGAAUACGAAUCGACACCCGUGGGUCUACCCACCCGGCGUCAAAAAAGGGAUAUGCAUGAGUGGAGAUGAUUGUGUCCAACGAAUAUUUAGAAUAAAAAUAUCUAGCGAAUACUCCAAAGUUGUGCUACUUUGAUCCUUUCGUCAGUACAUUAUGACGUCAUGAACAUUUUAUGUACGUUUUACAUCAAUUUCAUCUUCAGCUGGGAAAAAAGUUAGCAAGAUAAAGACAAGGUAUAAGAGUUAUAGCAAAUUCUUUCUUGUUAGGGAGUACUAUUUUAUUUGAAUCUGCACUCAUUUCCGUGUAUAUUUCAGAUUUAUUUUUCGACAGCUGUUUAGUAGGUAAUUUUGUAGAUGCGCGUCAUAGAAAACUGGGGACUGGGUCGCCAGUUUCAUUUCGAGGUGCUCCGUGUUGGGCUACGCCGUCGGAGCGCUUCGGAGUUUUUCUUCUCUUCGCUUGAUGAGAUCAAUUGACGUUCGAAUCUUCGUGGAAUUGUUGGUUGUUUUGUAGUUCAUCAAGUACUGGCUUACCUGCAGAUGUGGAGCAGGUCUUACCAGCAAUAUCCGUGGUUCUGUGAUUGUUUGCGCAUCCACAGGGAGCUGAACGGCCUCCAUCAGACAUUCAAGUGGCUUCACCUAACAGUGGCCCUCCAUUCCUACCUUGUUUACAUGUCCUUUGACGGAUUGAAGUACUGAACCAGACCUCCACCUGCCUCAACAAAUUGUUUGCGUUUUGGCAAACCUAGCAUAAGUCUAGAAUAAGACGGCAGUCUUUCGUUGCUAAGCUUGAGCUCUCCACGACCGUCGCUCCGUCUCGGAUCAUGUCCUCCCUACUGAGCGUGCGCCGCGUGUUGGGCGCGCCUGCCAUCCGGCUGGGCCGGCGCGCGCUGACCACCGGCCCGCCGCCCGAGGCGCUCUCCGUGUUCCUCUCCCAGUCCAACAACGUCUUCACCAACCUGGCGCUGGAGGACUGGCUCUACAAGAACUUCCGGUUCGGCCGGCACAACGUGCUGAUGGUGUGGCGUAACUCGCCAUGCGUGGUGGUCGGCCGCCACCAGAACCCGUGGCGCGAGGUCAACACCGAGUACCUGCGCGCCGCCUCGUUGCCGCUGGCGCGCCGCAACAGCGGCGGCGGCACCGUCUACCACGACAUGGGCAACCUCAACCUGACGUUCUUCACCAGCCGGGAGCAGUACGACCGCGGCGCCAACCUGGCCCUGGUGGCCGAGGCGCUCCGCCAGGGCUGGGGCUUCGACAUCAGUGUCAGCGGCCGCGACGACAUCCUGCUGGACAACGUGUACAAGAUCUCCGGCACGGCGGCCAAGCUGACCCGCGACAGCGCCUACCACCACUGCACGCUGAUGGUGAACGUGGACACGGACAGCCUGCAGGCCGCGCUCCAGCCGCCGCCGCACGGCCUGGAGAGCCGUGCCACCGAGUCGGUGCCGGCGCAGGUGCGUAACCUGGCCGACGGCGCGCCCAGCGUCAGCAUGGACAAGAUAGUGGCCGCUAUCGGCCAGCUGUACCUGAAGCAGGCCGGCCGCCAGGCCAGCCGCGGCUUCCAGAUGGUCAACCCCACCGACGAGUGGUUCCCAGGCCUGACCGAGCUGGAGCGGGGCCUGGCCGCACCGGCCUGGGUGUACGGCAAGACGCCGCAGUUCUGGCACACGUUCCGCCUGCCCGCCUGCUCGGACGUCGAGGUGCGGGUGGAGGUCAAGGGUGGCCUGGUCACCGCCGUCGAGCCGCUCCGCCCCGACAACAGCGCCGACAUGACCGGCACCGAGUGGGUGCGCUCCAUCCUGCCGUCGGCCUUCCCGGAGCUGUUGUCGUCGCUGGUCGGCUCCAAGUAUUCCUCCGACAUCCCGCGUCAGGUCGAGGGGGUGCUGCUCGGCAAGGCGGCCGGCUCCAGCGACCGCCGCCUGCUGGCUAUGUGAACGCGAUGCCAGCGACAUCUACCGGCGGAUCGCGGCAACUGAUGACGGCAACGUCUACGGGCGGAUCGCGGCAUGUGACGACGACAAAAAACAACGGAGGUGUCUAUCGGUGAACUGUGAAGGCGACAAGGCGACAAUAUCGAUGUGAGCACUAUAAUAGCCACGCACAACUUGGUUAUGACGGACAGUCCUUUAUUGACUUCAGAAGAUAUAACGAAUUUGUAUCGUUUCUCAGCAUAGUGAUCUUUCGUAUGCCCACUUGUUCUGGGCAGCUUCCUUUAUACGAAGCUCAUCGUGCACCUGUUGGCUAGCGCUUUCAUUUGGGAGCCGUAACAAAUUACUUGCCGCGGAAGACGUUACGCGUCCAGUAUAUCUAGAAGCUCGCAAUCGUUUUCUGCUGCAACAUGCAAGAUGAAUUGCUCUAUCUUUCUCCAAGUGCCACUGCUUUUGAGCAGUGAUUGCAGUUUCCAAAUAGUAUGUUGUGGGGAAAACUGUGAAGCGAUGCGCCGGAAUGAACUUUUUCACGGAAUGCGGCGCGUCCGUCGGGCCAUGAAACAAUGGAUGGUGAUCUGUGCUGUGCUACUUUACGACGUUUUCUAAGACGGACUUCGGUCGUGGAUGCUGUUUGGCUGUAGCUUAGGGACCUGACUGGCAUGCCUUGUCAUCUAUCAAUGCAACUCUGGUGUUGGGGUGUGUGUGUGUGCGUCAUGUGAGUCUACCGAAUAACAAAUCGCCCCGUCGCGGGACCGUGACUAGCGCUCGGUGGAUAACCGUCGGAUUAAGUACCGUAAUAGCAAUAAGGCACCACCGCAUAAGAUAAUCAUUAAUAAGGCACCACUGCGUGGACGCCUAUUUAGCAGUGUUUUCUGCAGGGGUGGGUCAAUACGUGUCGGCCGGGCGUCUGGGUGAGGUCUGAAGAGCGUCCGUACACAACUGGACACAACCGGACGCUGGGACGGCUGUUUUGAAAACCGCCGCCUAGACAGUAGGUUCGAACGGUCCGGGGCAUCACGGGGACCGCAGGGUGAUUGUAAUAAAUUACUACAAACGUC
Pollicipes pollicipes is the source of this 3285-nucleotide messenger RNA. RefSeq names its product Lipoyltransferase 1 (gene Lipt1). The transcript is spliced from 7 exons. NCBI's taxonomy places the organism in Eukaryota, Metazoa, Arthropoda, Thecostraca, Pollicipedomorpha, Pollicipedidae. Bases 1121 to 2233 code for a protein of 370 amino acids. The record is from RefSeq and is a predicted model, not a curated record. Gene Ontology annotation, cellular component: mitochondrion; cytoplasm. Gene Ontology annotation, biological process: protein lipoylation. Gene Ontology annotation, molecular function: lipoyltransferase activity.